AUAAAAGUUUGGACUUUAUUAGUUGCAUCACUCUUAAGUCGGAUUCUUCGGCUCUUUUACACACUCUUUGAGUAUCUCAAUCCCAACAUUGCAAAGCCUUUGAGUUUCAACAUGCCUCGAGCAUCACCCGCUCCCAAACCCAGCAAAAAUGCCAGUCCCUCCGAGCCAGCAGUAUCGUUCUCUAACCCUGCGUCAUUACUAUGGGCAAAGCAGAUUAAACGAGAGCAUGCCUUCCUCCUCGAGCGAAUGAAGACCGCCGAAGCCCAAGUACAGGCAUCUAACAGUCGAGCUAAGGCUGCUGAAGCUGCAGCCCAAGCCGUCAAGGACUUUGCACGCAACUUCCAACAAGUCACGGAGCGUAUCUCUGCACUCGAGGAGGCCCGGACGGGAGUAGAUAAGGCGAUUGCACAAUUCAAGGAUAUCGAGAAAGAACUGUCUCACGUACACAAACUGCAAGACAUAGUUGUGUCACUCCAGUCCCGGUUAGAUGACUUCGAGAUCGGAUACCGACAGUCUUCGAACAAGAGCAAAACGAUUCUAGACAAGAUGGAAGUGCUCCGGACUGCUUUCACUCGGGAAUCCCAGCAACGUGAUGACAAGAUCGUCAAAAAGAACGACCCGGCUGACGUACGCGUUCUUUCGGGUCGCUUAGAUGCGAUUGAAGGACUGCAAAGGAAAGAAGCUACCGAGCGUAAGGCAGUCAAUGAUAGACUUGAGGAUAUUCAAAGAACUUUGAUGAUGCAACUUGGACGAGUUGAACUGCCAGAAGAUCCACUCCAUACUCCAACUCAGCAGGUGGAUGACGCAUUAGGAGAUCACAGCAUAGGUGUUGCUCUACGUGGAACUCAAACACCUGCCGCUCAGGUCCAAGUGCCAGCAAGCCCUUGGUCUUCCUCAAGUAUUAUUAGGUGAUUACCCUCAUUUAAAACGGGUUGUAAGGUUGCUAAUGAAUAUAGUGAGAACGUUGCCACGAAUCUAGGUCCUC
Molecule: messenger RNA, 985 nt
Organism: Aaosphaeria arxii CBS 175.79
Lineage: Eukaryota; Fungi; Ascomycota; Dothideomycetes; Pleosporales
Exons: 1
Coding region: 112-912 (266 amino acids)
Source: RefSeq, a predicted model, not a curated record